AUGACAAGCCUUUCAGAAACUUUGGGAUUGGCAAGAAUUACAGGUAGAGGAACAUCGGAAAGAUGUAAUCAUAUUUUGCGGGUUAAAUUAGGGUCCUACGAUCCAUUUUUAGAAGAUGACUUAGUAGGUGUAGUGACAGAUGGUGCUAGCGUUAUGACUGCCAUGGGUCGUCAAAUACCUUCAUUUCACCAAUUAUGCCUCGCACAUGGAAUUCAGUGUGCAGUGGUGGAUGUCAUAUAUAAGAACUUAUAUAAUCAGAGUGUAGAAACUGUCGAAAAUUCAGAAGAAAUAGACACAGAGGAGACAUUAUCUACAAUAGUAGAUUCAGAGGCAGAAGAAUCAGAAGAUGAAGAAACAGAUGAAAAUGACGAUGGACAAGGUUUUGUAGUUAGUAAUGCAGAAACCAGAAGUGAAUCCAGGCUUAAUAUCGAUUAUAAGGAUUUGAUUGUUAAUGUACGAAAGGUAGUGAAGUUUUUCAAGAAGUCUCCAACUAGGACAGAAGUUUUAAAUAAACAUGUCCUUGAAGAUAACAAAAGAGCGGGCCUGGUUUUAGAUUGCAAAACGCGGUGGAGCAGCAUGGCGGACAUGGUUUCAAAAUUUUUGCUUUUAAAGGAUGCAAUAUUAAAGGCACUGAUUGACUUGAAAGAAAAAAACUAUGUUCAGUACCUACGAGCUUGA
Messenger RNA from Parnassius apollo (apollo), 678 nucleotides. The record is from the annotation of a GenBank genome assembly. NCBI's taxonomy places the organism in Eukaryota, Metazoa, Arthropoda, Insecta, Lepidoptera, Papilionidae.